Bicyclus anynana (squinting bush brown) is the source of this 17327-nucleotide messenger RNA. It is a transcript of the gene dsd, whose product is annotated as attractin. Lineage: Eukaryota; Metazoa; Arthropoda; Insecta; Lepidoptera; Nymphalidae. Gene Ontology annotation, molecular function: protein binding. The coding region runs from base 108 to 4106 and encodes 1332 amino acids. Gene Ontology annotation, cellular component: Golgi apparatus. The record is from RefSeq and is a predicted model, not a curated record. The transcript is spliced from 26 exons.
UGAACUGACAACACCGCGUCUAGUACCGUACGGAACCUACACGACGCACGGCCGCUUUUUAACGUUCGAAUAGGCCAACAAAACUCGUUGAAAAUGCAUCCAUCAAAAUGGUAGAGUCGCUGCAAAUGUUUUUAUUCCUGUUCAAAUCAAAAUACAGACGAAAAUUCUCCUGGUUCUCGCCUUUUCUGUGCUCAGUGCUCAUAGUGUUAUUGUUUUGUCAUGACGUUCUAUCUAAGUGUAGUGAGAUUAGCUGUGUGAACGGUAUUUGUAAAGACGAUAGCUGCGAAUGCUACGAGGGCUGGCAGGGCCCUCAGUGCCAGCACUGUGGCGGGAAAAUAAAGUUGACGUCACCCACGGGCAUUAUAACGGACGGGCCGGGGAACUACAGCGUGAGCACGCAAUGCUCGUGGCUGAUCGCGCCGCCGUGGCUCGGGCCGCACGCGCCGGCGCUGCGUGUGCGCCUCGAGAGCUUCGCCACCGAGUGCGGCUGGGACCACCUGUACGUGUACGACGGUGACAGCGUGCGCGCCGAGCGCCUGCUGGCGGUGUUCAGGUGCGUACACGUGAUCACCGACGGGCCGGGCGACUACAGCGUGAGCACGCAAUGCUCGUGGCUGAUCGCGCCGCCGUGGCUCGGGCCGCACGCGCCGGCGCUGCGUGUGCGCCUCGAGAGCUUCGCCACCGAGUGCGGCUGGGACCACCUGUACGUGUACGACGGUGACAGCGUGCGCGCCGAGCGCCUGCUGGCGGUGUUCAGCGGCGUGUUGGACACGGCGGAGGCGGGCUGGACGCGGCAGGUGGUGGCGCGUUCAGGAAGCGCGUUGUUGCAUUUCUUCUCCGAUGACGCGUACGCCAUGGAGGGGUUCAACCUCACGUACGCGGCAUACUCUUGCCCUUCUGACGACCACCGCACCAACUGCUCCGAUCACGGCGAAUGUGAAGAAGGCACUUGUAGGUGUGAGCAUGGCUGGGUCGGCGUGGCCUGCGACCAGCCUUUAUGUCCAGGCAACUGCAACGGCGCGGGUGUAUGCCUGGACUCUGGCUGCGAGUGCUCCGCUUCACGGAGUGGUCCCGACUGUACGCGGGACGCGAGCGCCGCGGGGUGGGGGUGGGCGUGGCGCGAGGAGGGGGAAGGGCCCCCCACCCGCCCCGCGCGCCCCCCGCCCGCCGCCGCCGCCCACAGCCUGCUCAACUACGGCGAGGACCUGCUGCGCGUGGGCGGGGAGACGUUCUCCGACAGCGCCGUACUGUACAGGUACAAGACAGCACAACACGAGUGGUUCCCGUUGGAGGCGCGCGGGGCGGCGCCAGCGGCUCGCUUCGCGCACGCAGCCGUUUUGUACGGCAACGAGCUCAUCAUGUACGGCGGCGUGGUGGCGUCCGACGAGCCUGACAGGGGAGGCGGUCUGGCGGGGCUGGAGGGGCGCGCGGGGGAGGUGACGAACGAGGUGUGGCGGGCGCGCAUCGACGGCUCGGUGGCGGAGUGGCGGAACGUGACGCCGACCACGUGCUCGUCGCACCGGCCCGCGCCCAUGAAACACUGCGGUGGACUGCACUUAUCUGGUCACACGGCUGUCUUAGUCCACAUAGGCGCCACCAGCAAGCCUGUCAUGUUGGUGUUUUUUGGCCAUUCACCCCACUAUGGCUACUUGCAUCUUGUACAGGAAUAUUAUAUAGAGGAGGGAGUGUGGGCGGCGGCGCAGACGCGCGGCUGGCCGGCGCGCGGCGGGUUCGCGCACUCGGCCGCGUGGGAGCCGAUGUCGCGCCGCGUCUACGUGCACGCCGGCCUCGUCUCCGAGUCCGAGGCGACGCAGGCGCCAUCUGCAGCACUAUACGAGUAUGAAGUGGAAACUCGGAUAUGGCGCCCUCUGCCUUCGGCGCCGACGCCGCGUUACUUGCAUUCCGCCAUUUUUAUAUCGCCUGGUGUGAUGCUGGUGUUCGGCGGCAACGCACACAACGACAGCGCGGCUGCGUCGUCGGGCGCGACGGCCGCGUCGCAGUGCUACUCCUCGGCCGCGCUGCUCUAUGACGUCAGAUGUAAGGUGUGGCACACACUGAGCGGGCCCGCGGUGUCGGCGCGCGCGGCGCACGCGGCCGCCAUCUUGCCGCUGCGGGCGCGACCCACUGCGAUCAUACAUGGCGGUUUCGACGGUCGCCUACGCUCGGACGCGCUGACGUUCACCGCGGGCGACAAGUGCUCUGCGCGCAAGGACGAGAGCGCGUGCCUGCACAGCGCGGCGCUCGCUGCGGUCGCGUGCGUCUGGACGCGCGACCAGCGCUGUGUGGCGUUAAAAGAAUUCGGCUGGAAGGAAUCCUUCGGCGACUCCGCGAGAGCUUGCUUCACCGAACCUGUUAUAGACGACCGGCACUGCAUGAACAUCAAGUACUGCGAGGCGUGCGUGGCGCACGGCUGCGCGUGGUGCGGCGCGUGCAUGGCGACGGAGCAGCACUGCCUGCGCCACUCGCACCAGGUACACGUGUUGAUGGCGGUGUCGGUGGACGAGUGUAGCGCGGUGUCGGCGGGCGCGGAGGCGUGCGCGCGCUACCACUCGUGCGCCGCGUGCCAUGCGCACUUGCACAGGCAUCCGCACGGUUCUGAAGAGCUCAGUCAACGCGCAUGUUUCUGGGACUACGACUCCGUGAAAUGUAAGCCAGCCAACGCUACCACUGAUAUGAGGAGCGUAGCGGCGCCGGCGGGCGGCGUGUGCAGCGCCGCGUGCGCCACGCUGCGCUCGUGCGCCAACUGCACCGCCGAGGAGUGCAUCUGGUGCGCCUCCGCCGCGCGCUGCGUCGACAAGAACGCGUACGGGGCUUCGUUCCCUCUGGGCGGCUGCCGCGCGUGGUCCACGAACGGCUGCGCGGGGGGCGCGGGCGGCGCGGGCGGCGCGGCGGGCGCGGGCUGCGCCGCGCACCUGUCGUGCGCCGCGUGCCUGGCGGAGCCGGCGUGCGGCUGGUGCGACGACGGCGCGGGCGGCGGCCGCGGCGCCUGCCUGCCGGGCGGCGAGCGCUACACGCACCACCCGCACGUGUGCCCGCACCGACGAUGGCACUUCACGAGCUGCCCGCUGUGCCAAUGCAACGGGCACGCGGUGUGCGACGGGCAGGCGCGCUGCGUGCAGCCGUGCGGCGCGCGCGCGGUCGGCGCGCACUGCGACACGUGCGCGCCCGCGCACUGGGGCUCGCCGCUCAACGGCGGCGUGUGUCAGCCGUGCGAGUGCAACGCGCAGGCGGUGUCGUGCGCGACGGACACGGGCCGGUGCUACUGCAGCACGAAGGGGCUGGCCGGCGACCGCUGCGACAAGUGCGACAAUACCAACCACUACCACGCCGACUCGUUCAACAAGGGCUGCUACUAUGACCUCGCAGUGGACUACCAGUUCACGUUCAACCUGUCAAAGAAGGAGGACCGCCAUUUGUCCGCAAUAAAUUUCCGCAACGCGCCCGUCAAGCCGGACGUGGAUGCGGACUUCAGUAUAACGUGCUCGGCGCACGCACGCAUGAACCUGACAGUGCGUACGCGCGCUGACCCCGCCGAGAAGACGUUGUUCAGUGACGUCAACUGCACCAACUUUAGAUAUAAGUUCGCCAAAUCGGAGCACGCGUUCGGUGUGGAGGACAACGUGACACUCACCACGUUUUUCGUGUACGUGUACGACUUUCGCCCUCCGCUGUGGAUCCAGAUCUCCUUCUCACAGUACCCCAAGCUGAAUCUGCAGCAGUUCUUCAUCACCUUCUCUUCUUGCUUCCUGCUGUUGCUGCUCGUUGCAGCCGCGUUGUGGAAGGUCAAACAGAAAUACGAUUUAUACAGAAGAAGACAAAGGCUGUUUGUGGAGAUGGAACAAAUGGCUUCCAGACCAUUCAGUCAAGUUAGCAUCGAGCUGGAGAGGGGCGGCGGAGCCGGCGGCGUCCCCGCGCCGGUAGCGUUGGAGCCGUGCCGCUCGGGGCGCGCGGCGGUGCUGUCUCUGCUGGUGCGGCUGCCGACGGGCGGCACGGGCCGCGCGCCGCCGCUGGGCGGGCUGGCGCUGGCCUCCGCGCUCGUCACGCUGGGCCACCAGCACCACCAGCAGCACCAGGCGACUGACAGGUGGAGACACCAAUGUAAAUAGAAAAGUGUAAAGUAAGUGCUGUAAAUAUGACUCUAGUACGUCGCGAGCCUGGAGCUAGGAACAUAAUACUCACCGCUUAGUGCGUCGAUUACUACCGAUAAUAUUGCAAUACAAACAUUUAUGUGUGUGUAAAUUAUUUGGCCUGGCAUCUCAACACAUACACACUUUGCUUGUAGAAGUUUUUUAAACCAUUUUACAUACAACAUUAAAAAAAGAAAAACGAGUUUAUAGACCACACGACUGAAGUAAAACUUAUUAAAAAAAAGCGCCAUCUAUGGGUAACAGGCACAACCGCAUCGCAACAUACACACAUUGCUUGUGUGUAUUGGCUUGUACAAGUUUUUUUAAUAGAGUAGUCAUUUUACAUACAAAAUUAAAAAAAAAAUAGUUUAUAGACUACACGAAUGAAGUAAAACUUAUUUUUUAAAAAAAGCGCCAUCUAUGAGUAUCAGGCAUAACCGCAUCGCAACAUACACACAUUGAUUGUGUGUAUUGGCUUGUACAAGUUUUUUAAAUAGGGUAGCCAUUUUACAUACAAAAUUAAAUAAAAAACGAGUUUAUAGACCACACGACUGAAGUAAAACUUCUUUAAAAAAGCGCCAUCUAUAAGUAUCUACAGGUUCUUGAAGUGUACAAAAAGGUAUUGUUUCAAAGUUCUCUAAGAACGCCAUCUAUUGGUAGUUUUAAAUAAACACUGUUUCACUGUGCUUGUAAAUGGCAGCACGCAUCGCUCGACUACAAUUUUCGUAACACAUUCACCAACUUACUCAAGUCGAGCGUGAUUAAGGAAGUUUUACUUCAAAAAUCCUCCAAUACAAUUUUUUUUUUGAGUUCGCAGUGCUUUUUUUGUGUCUAAAAACUGCACACAACUGUUUGUGUGAUGUUAAAUAAUCUAGCAAUGUAUGCAUAUGUUGAGAUACCACGUAAAAGUAAUUUAGAUAUAGUUAAAUGUACGAUUUCAUCACAUUGUACGUAUCAUAAGAUUAUGGUGUAUUCAAAUAUAUCAAAGUCCUGUUCUGAGACGGUGUAACGGAGGGAGCGUAAGUACAUUAUAUAUGUACAUAUGUUCAAGAAUAAUUUCAUUUCAAGCCAUUGUUAUUCUAUAUUUCUUAAUUAUUUACGUAUAUUUCCAAUUUCUAAGUUGUUAGUAUGACGUGACGGUUAGUGAUUGUACCAUUAUUUUAUGGUAGAGGAAAGUUAAAUAAUAAUUACAACACAAAACAUUAUUGCACAAAAUCACUAACGCGAUUGGCAGCCUGACGGUGUCUACGCUGCCUAACAAACAACUGAGCUCAAGUCAUGAAAUACCCUCUUGUUUAUACCAACACUGAUAUCUCCCCAAUAUUUAACGUUAGCUGGAACAGUCCCUGAUACUUUGAUAUAUCUGAAUAGACCUUUACAAUGAAGUCAUUAUAAAAAGUCCAUAAUGAAAAUUAAAUGAAUUGUUUACAUAACAAGAAUUUUUAUAAAAGACUAAAAAUAUAAUUCAUCUUUGCGAAAAGUGUUUGCUAAAACUAAAAUCAUUAUUCCUUCUUUUGCGAAUAGGUUGAAUCUCUUUUUGAAGCAUAAUUUAUUGUGUGAAAAUAUUAAUUGUGUAAUAAUAUUAACAUAAUUAAUUAUAAUUUAUUGUGUAAUAAUAUUAACAUAAUUAAUUGUUAAAAACAUACGAAAUUAACUAUAAAGAGUACGAGAACCUUAUGCUUUUAUUUAUAAAUUUUACCAAUUAAUCAAAAGACUCAAAUAAUAAUUCGAAUACGUAUUUACUUUUGAAGUUUUAAUUUAAAAACAUAUUAAUUUAGAUUGAAGGAAAAAUGUAAUGUAAUGUACACAUAUAAACAGUGGUGAUAGAUGGAGUAAUUAGAUAUAAUAGAAAUUGUUUUUUUUUAUUUUUUCUAUUAAUAAUUCUUUAAUUUUAGCAAAUAUGAAUCUAAAAAAUUUAUUCAUAUUAAAAUGCUUUUCCCGUUUUACUUAGCAAUAUAAACUUUAGGCAAACUGCUUAAGUGAGUCCUCGUAUGCGCAAUCCAGGGUGCGGAUAUAGUCUGUAUUAGAAACGACCUUCACCCAUCUGUUUUAUGGAUGAAAGGUAUUUUAUAUCAAGUUUAGUUACGUUGAAAAUUGAAUGUAGGUUGCCUCCUGGCCAAAUUAUAUUUAACCAUUAUUAACAUAUCGUUAAUGAUAGUUUAGUCGGGAGUUUCUAAGGUAUUUUUAAUAAUUUUAACUAUACUAAUCUUGAUAUAAAAUAUUUUUCACCAUUAUUUCAUUCUCACAUCAAGGCGCGUUUGGGAAAUAUCAAGUUUUCGAUCAAUUAUUAUCACCAUUAUUUAAUAAAUAAAUAAUAAAUACUUAAACAAUACACAUCACUAUCUAGCCCCAAAGUAAGCAUACAGAGUAGCUUGUGUUAUGGGUGCUAAGAUAGUUGAUAUUAUAAUAUUAAUAUACAAUUAUAUACUACAUAUAAAUACUUAUAUAAUGUAUAUAUACACAGAGACACUGGAAAACACCCAUGCUCAUCACACAAAUAUUUUCCAGUUGUGGGAAUCGAACCCACGACCGUGGAUGCAGAAAGCAGGGUCACUACCCACUGCGCCACGCGGCCGUCAAAUUUAAUAAUAUUAUUACCUGUCUUUUCAAAAGUGCUUGGAAACUUUUAAUUGACAUAAUUGAAAUUUGACUUUGCCGCGACAUAAACAGAUGGGUGAAGGUCGUUUCUAAGACGAAUCUUUGGCAUCGGCCGCGGCUAGGUACCACCCUAAUGGUAAAGACGUACCGCCAAGCGAUUUAGCGUUCCGGUACGAUGUCGCAUAGAAAUUAAAAUAAUCUUGUACCUCUUCCAAGUAAGCCCGCUUCCAUCAUGGACUGCAUCGUCAUCUAACAAUAGGUGGAGUGCAAUCAAGAUUUUUGAAUAAAUUAUUCUGCUUGGUGGCAUAAAUAAGUAUAGAGGUAGUAUUUUCCCGUAGUAUUAGUAUUUUGAUGACGAGAUCUAUUCAUUGACCUCUUAUAAUAAAAAGACGCACAAUCAUGUAGAAAAUUUCACUUAGAAACUGGCCAAUUUUACUUCGACAGUCUUAGAAUUAUCGGUAAAGAAAAUUACACCUAAAGGCCUUUAAAUAUAGUCCAAUAUUCAAUAAAAUACCAAAUUCAGAGCAAAUUCAACCUUAAGGAUUGAGUUUAAGGUUGAAUUUGCAAGUGAGACUACUUGAAUUGAGUGCCAAGAAGUUGUGUUUGGAACUCGUUGAGUGGGGGACGUUUUUUGGUCGCUGAUUGUGCAUCUACUUUUUAAUACGAGAUCGAUGGCUCUAUUACUUAAAUACUAAUACUUAGUACUGAAUACCGUAACCGUACCGUAACCGCGCGGUCGAGGACUCAUUCAUGUUGUUUGCCUAUAAUAUAAGUUAUACCAUACGUUUUGAGCCAAACGUGGCGUGGUUCAAGUGGCUUAGAACAUCAUUUUUACAGAGUGCCAAAUCCAUUUACAUGCCAAUAAGAUAUAACUAUGUUCAUUAUGAAAUAUAAAAAUAAAAAAAAUUGUCUCCAUUUUAAAGCCAAAGGAGAUGGCCCACUAGCCAUAAUUGUUUGUCCUGAAAAAAAAAAUCGGUUGUCAGUAAAGUCGGUUUACUGACGAUAAUUGAACGUGACAACGUCAUAAGAAAAUAAUGAUGGAAUGGUUGCAUUUUUCAAAAAAAAUGUUGGUUUUUCUAAAAAUAAUGUUUAAUAAUCUUCAUAGACCAGAAUAUACUUUAUUUCUUGUACAAAAAGUUGGCAACCCUAGAGGGAACGACGCAUAACGUCAUCUUUUUUCAGCCGGCUCCAUCGAAUUAUAAGAUGUUGUCACAUCAAAAAAACAUAAAUUAAAUGAAACUUUUACGUUUGUAUUAAUUUAUUUUUCGUUGGGUUUAAUUUUCCUGUCAAGAUUAAUAUUUUUUUGUGUAUUGCUCACAUAAUUUAUCUACCUAGAAGGUAAAAAUUAAAAUGAUUUGAAAACCUACAUUUCUGUAUAUAUAUUUCAAAGUAAUAAUAGUAAGAUAAUUUUAUUACUUUUUUAUAAUUAGGUCUCGUUGUAUUUUUCAUUGCCAACGACAAUUUUGGGGCAUCUCCUUAUAGAUUCGAGUAUCAUAAUGAUCUAUUGACAUUUUUUGUUCUAUAAUGAAUUUAUUCAAUUUAAAUAAAUAAAAAAAAAACAAUAAAAAAUCAUUGUUAGUGUUUAAACAUUUUAUUAUGGUACACUGCCAUUUUGUAGUACGCGUAAACUAGUUUUUAAGUUUUGGCAAAUUUUAUAGUUGUUCAAUAAAAUGAAUUUUGAAUAAAAUAUAUAGCAAGCGAAUUUUAUCUUUAUGUUUUGAAAUAAAAUUCGCUGUGUUGCUAUACAAAUUAAUCCACGAGGGAUUUUGAGUUAUGUCCGAAUUCAUGGUUUGACCGCAACAUGAAAUAAAACAUUAAUUGAAUAGUAAAUUAAUUUAGUAAAACGAUUUUGAAUAUUUUUAUAGUCACGCCAUUUUAGUGAAACAUCAAAACGGUGGCCGAUUAAAAUCUUCAAACCUUUUUCCUUUAUGUUUGAUAUAGCUAAUAUAAAAUAACAAUUAAUGCACAUAUAAACGUUUUUCUUACAUUGAAAUCAACUCUCCAUUAUUAAUUAAUUUAAAAAAUAUUUUAUGUGUAUUUUAGUAUCGCAAAAUAUAUGACAUAUAAAAUUAUGAACUAUAAAAAUAUCAUCACAAAUUAAUAAAAAUAAUAUUUAUAAAUAUGUACAAGACUAUAGAAUAAGGAUAUCCUACUUAUACAUAGUCUGGCUAAUGAAAGUAGAGACUAAAAUCGCCAGCCAAAUUAAAAAAAACACUUCAACUCAUUAAAAAAACAUGCGUUUUCAUAAUUUGUUUAAAUUAUUUUUUGUUUGUGAAUACAUUACUACCUCUGUCAUCAUCUCCUUACCCUUAUCCCACUUAAGUGGGGUCGGAAAAAUAUGUCAAUCUUUUCCAUACGUCUAUAUUACUCGUCAACUCAUCAUCCACUCCUUUUACACACAUGUCCUCUUUCACACAAUCCAACCAUCUCUUCUUUAGCCUUUCUCUCCUCUUAUGUCCUUCCACUUGCACAUUCAACAUUUUUCUAGUAAUAUGACUUUCCUCUCUACGCAUUACAUGUCCAUACCAAGCUAACCUUCUACUCCUUAAUUUUUCUGUCACUGGCGCCACCUUCAGACUUCCUCUUAUAUACUCAUUACUACCGAUUACAUUACUACCUCUAUAUAAGUAUUAAACUCAGUUAUUCCAAUAUUCGCACUAUAAAGGAGAUGGUCCAUUUCAGGUCCAGUGUACCACGUAUCAUUAAAACUUUAAAAAUACAAGGAUUUUAUUAAAAUUUAUUAAAGUGAUCAAAUCUGACUAAAUAAAAAGAAAUAAAUAAAAUAAAAACCCCAGUUUUUGAGUUAUAUCAAGAUGGCGCCCAUAGAGUAACUAUGACAUGACAAUUGACAGCAAACGUCAAAUCGUUGACUGUAAUGAAAACGUCAUCAAUCCGCCAUUAUUACCCAUAGUAAUGUUGCAAUUGGGAGAUAAUAUUAUUUCGUAAGAAUCAAAGUGAAUUUAGAUUUAUAUAAUCAAAAAUAGUUGAAAAAAAUUUCUUCUUUUAUUUCCACUAGGGUACAAUGACUGGACCUGGGCUCCAUACAAUUUUGGACCAUCUCCUUUCAGAAUUUACUCCGAUUUAUUUAUAUUUGGCGGGCGUUUUCAGUCUCUACUUUCAAUAGCCAGACUAUUAGAAUUAUAUUACUAACGGGGCUGUGUCUGAUCGUUAGAAAUAUUUAAAAUAAAUAAUUAUAUGACAUCAGAGGGCCUAGUGGCAGUUUGAUACUGUUACCGUCACGUAACGUAAACGCGAAUUUCUAAGGAAUUGAACCAGCGCCAUCUAGUGGCACUACUGCACAACUGUUUCAAUUCCAUAUAAAUUUGCGUAAACGUCACCGUGAUAGUAACCGUAUGAAACUAUUGAAAACUCCCACUAGGCACACUGUUUAUAUAAAACCCUCAUAAUCAUCAUCAUCAUCAUCAUUACAUCAGCCGAUAGUCGUCGACUGUAGUACAUAAGCCUGCGAGUUAUACAAAAUAUCGUUACAGAAUAAUAUAGUGCGACACAAAAGAAUAGAAAACAAAUGAGGGCGCUGUAGUCACUUACUGUCAUUUAUAGGGUAACCCUGUCAUGCACUUAGGCUAUUCGCCUGCUGUACAAAACUAAGACGAUUUUUUGCAUUUUUAUUUGUGAAAAUAAUCUCGUAAUUGUAAUAUUUUUAUAAAACAAAAUUGUAUUUUUAUCACGUCACCGCAAACGCCAAUCAUAAACUGUAACGUCAUUCGCUACAAGGCAUCGGUUUGUGAUUGGCGCCUGCGGUGACGUGAUAUAAUCACAUAAGCCAAUCACGCUGUUAUCUCUAUGGAUGACGUCACUUGCUAAUGUGUUGUGUUUCGGGGGCAAAAAUUUUACGUAGAUAUUUUUUUCAUUUAUAUUAAAUUUUUUACUGGUUAUUAUUAACGGGACAAAAUAAAAUAUAGCUUAUAAUAUGGCGUAGGGGUUCGCGUACCCCACUUUAAGAAACCCUGCUUUAUAAUGAUCUGUGUAAAAAUGACAGUAAAUAUGGUGUUGCCAUACAGCGAGUUUAUUAGUUCCCUUUUUAUUAUUUUAUGUCGCACUAUACUACAUGCAACGUCUCCCUAGAACUCUCUUGAUGUUAUGUUGAUUGAUGAACCUAUUGAAUGAGACCUUUUCAACUCAUACGUAUUCUAGAAUAGUAAUUACAAUCGAAUUGUAAAUAACGCAGCUUAAACGUGACUGUUCAUAUUUUUGUUACGACGAAGUAUAAUAUCACGUUAAUCACUAGAGUAAUUUUCAUUUAAAUAGGACAGUAUGGGAAAGUCGGUAAGGAUAUACAGGGAAACUGUCUGUAGAAAGUUUUUUGUUAAACAUUUUUUUUUGUAUACUUAGUAUAUUUUUUAGUAGCUCCAUUGACAGUGGCGGGCCAAGCGAACGCGGUGACAUUUAGACUUUAUAGUAUUUUGAACUCUAUCACGACUUAUUAACGUACGAAUUUGUGUUGAUCAAAUGUUCAUAGGAGCUACGUCCGCUAGCGUCUUAGGUAGAGUGAAACUUUGCGUAAAAAUAUGUUAAAUUUGAAGUAUACUUUAAAAGGAGAUGGUCCACUUUUAUACCCCGUAUCAUUAAAAUUUGAAAAAUAGAUGGAUUUUAUUAAAAUCUAAGUAAGUGAAUAUAAAAAGAGAUAAAUAAAAUUAAAACCCAAGUUUUCGAGAUAAAUCAAGAUGGCGCCCAUAAAGCAACUAUGACAUGACAAUAGACAGCAAACGUCAAAUCGAUUACUGCAUUGAAAACGUCAUCAAUCCGCCAUUAUUACCCAUAGUAGUGUUGCAUUUCUUGGGAGUUAUUGAAUAUUAUUUCGAAAGAAUUAAAGUAAAUUCGUAGAUUUGUAUAAUCAAAAAUAGUUUAAAAAAAUAUUUUCUUUUAUUUCCGCCAGGGUACAAUGACUGAUCCUGGGCUCCAUACAAUAUUGGACCAUCUCCUUUUAUAAAAAUGUUAAGUUAGUGUAGAAUCUUAUGUCUCAACAAAUAUUGUGUGAAGUGAACUCUGCACCAAUGUGAAUGGACCCAUAUUAUAAAUACAUUAUUACUCUAACUAAAUUAUUAUUUAUACAUUAUAUGUCCUAGAAAUGUCAACUUGAAUGUAUGUGAAAAAGUUCAGACCAAUUACCUUCUACAGGACCUGCCUCGCUAGAGGCUACCCCUCUGUCUAAACUAUUUGAUCAUGAUCAAACUUUUUCAUACAAACUUCGUCUAAAGAAUCGGUGUUUCAUUGUGUUAUAUAACGUGUGUAUAACGAUAUAAAAUUUAUAGUUGUGUGUCUAAAGACACAGAAUACAUUUACUAUACUACAUAUAUAUUUCUUGAUGAGUACUGUUUACCAACAAAAAAAUUUGAAAUUAAGGUAGGCAACGCGUGUCAUUUCAUAACUUAUUUAUUUUAAAUUAUGUAUGCUUUGUUUAUAAAAUAUAUUAACCAUAUCUAAUUGUUCUAAGCUUAUUAAACAAAUUUAUUUUAAUUAAUUUAAUAACAAGUUAAUUAUAAUUAUUAUUAGGUGUGAAAUGACUAGUGAUUUAUGCUCUCAUUUUUAAUUUGUUUGUUGGUAAACUGUAUUCAUCAAGAAAGGCUGCAAUAUAGUGUUAAAUAUUUUAGAUGUGUGAGUUUACUUCGUCCUACUCAAGAAACGUCAGACAAUUUUGUUGGUGAAUACAAGUCCAUAGAAGGUAAUUGGUCUGAGUACAACAGUCGUUUACUUCUUAAAGACUAUUAAAUGCGUUUAUUAAAUGUAAAUGAAUAUGUUAAAUGCCAUAUUUUUUAUAAUAUGACCAAUAAUCCCAUUCCCUUGUAAAGAAAUCAUGUACCCACUACAAAAUAAUAAACCUUAAUUGUCAAUCAAUCAGCAAAUCAAAAGCAAAGUCCUCAAGUUUUCGACCUCGGUUGUUUUUUGAGACUUAAAGCCACCGUACUGUUUGACAUUAAAUGUAUUUUUUCAUAGAAAUGUGUUUUUUGCAUCGCUCAGAAUAAUAUCUGACACGUUAACUUUAUUCUCCGAAAGACAUUGACUUAGCGAACAACACUAACCAAUCAGUCUUUUUUUUUAAUCUAUAAGUUUUAAGGGACUUUUAUUAUAAACUAGCGGACCCGGUCAAGCUUCGUUUUGACAUAAGUGCACUUAUUAUCUAUCCCUACUCUACCCUUCUAUACCUCUACCCCUACCCUACCCCUACCAUACCCCUACCCUACCCUUACCCUACCCCUACCCUACCCCCACCCUACCCCCACGGUACCCCUACCCUACCCUACCCCUACCCUACCCCCACCGUACCCCUACCCUACCCUACCCCUACCCUACACCUAACGCUUGACUCUUAAACGUUUGCAUGGGAAAUAGAAAAGCGCAGUUUUUAGGGUUUUCCCGGAAAUUAUUUGAUUUUUUCUCACCUUUUAAACCUUCCCUAUACCUCCACGAACAUUUCAAGACCAAGAUAAGAUAAAUCCGUUAAGCCGUUCUCGAGUUUUAGCGAGACUAACGAACAGCAAUUCAUUUUUAUAUAUAUAGAUAACAUGUCAGUCCCAUCAAAUCAGUCUUAGUAAAAGCUUAGAAACGUAUCUUCUGUAUGACUUUUUUUUUAUAAAACUAGUAUUUACUGCUUACAAUGUUUACUUUAAUAGUUAGCGUUAUUUAGUCAUUUUAAUAGUUUUCUAUUCAGUCAUUAUUUUUUCAGUCAAAUUCAUCUUGGCUUAUAUUUUAGAAUUCAAACUUUCAUAAGUCUUAAUAAUCAUUAUAAAAGCUUGUUUUAUUAGCUAAUUUUGACUGAGUAUUUACUACUAAAAGUCGUAAAUAUAUUAUGAUGAAAUAUCAUUAACACAUACUUUUCAUCCCGGAAAAAUCAAUGGUUUCCGCGGGAUUUGUGAAAAACUUAAUUCCACGCGGACGAAGUCACGGGCGCCCGCUAGUGCUUAAUAAACAUCAACAUGAUCACUAAAUUGAUACGGCCUCCGUAGCGUAGUGGUAUGUGCGGUGGAUUUACAAAACGGAGGUCCUGGGUUCGAUCCCCGGCUGGGCAGAUUGAGAUUUUCCUAAUUGGUCCAAGUCUGGCUGGUGGGCUACGGCCGUGGCUAGUUACCACCCUACCGGCAAAGACGUACUGCCAAGCGAUUUAGCGUUCCGGUACGAUGUAGAAACCGAAAGGAGUGUGGGUUUUCAUCCUCCUCCUAACAAGUUAACCCGUUUCCAUCUUAGAUUGCAUCAUCACUUACUAUCAGGUGAGAUUGUAGUCAAGGGCCAACUUGUAAAGAAUAAAAAAAAAGUGUGCUGCAAUGUCAAAAUGAACCAGAAGUCUUGCGCAUACUAUACCUAACUGUACCGAUUAAUUAUCAUGAACAAUUGCCUGAAUAUUAGCUAAGUACCAUAUUGUUAUCGAAAUAAUUAUCUGUAUAAAUUGUAAUGAUAAGUAAUAAUUACUACGAAGCAAUUUGCAGGGGUCACAAUUUAGUAAAUUACAAAAAUUGUAAGCCUUAACGGAAAAUAAAUGUAUGAAAUAUAUACAAAACGAAGCAAUAAAAUUAUAAUUGUGAACCCUUUAUUACAACAUUGUGGGCGUGACUGUAUGCAUAAUAAAAUACCGUUUUCCGCCCGAUCAGUAAUUUUUUUCCGUGGGAUAUAAUUUACCUUUAAAAAAACCUUCUGGGUAAUUAAUAAUUAUAUAUCAUACAAAACAUGAGCCACCUAGUAUUUUAUUUUAUUUAUUAAGAAUGUAAAGUUUUUGUGAGUCAACACAAGGAGUGAUUUUUCGUUUUUGCGAUUAUGUACUAUCCAUAAUAGCCAUUCAGAAACGGAAUCAGAAUCGUUUAUUUGCAAGAAUCAUUAAAUUUAGUUAUACAAAGAUGUUACUAAUACAAAUGUUUCAUUAAUAAAAUUAAAAUUAUACACCGUGCUACCGGCCGCGUCUAUAAUCCGCCGCGACAUGUAUGUAUCCAUUACGAGAAACUCUAUAGUAAUAUUAAAAAUAAGCUGGAGCACAUUCACACGCUAUCGAAAAAAAAAAAAAAAUUGAUGAAAAAACUUCAGAACAUCCUGUUUCAUUCUGUUUGGAAAGAAGAAGUUAAUGAACUUUCACCUAGUUUCAGAAAUUUUGUUGUUUAAUACCUACAUACCUACUAUUUUUGAUACACCUAGUCGGCGGCAGUGUCUUUACUAGGGCUGUUAAUAAAAUAUCGAUAUAUCAAAAUAUCGACAUUAUCACUUAAUAGCGAUAAGUAUUCAUUACUAUUAUUUUUAUGGACGAUAUAUCGAUAGUUCGAUAUUGAAACGUAGAUAUCGAUACUAGAUAUUUGUAACAAGUUUUAAUUUUUUAUAUCCCUCCCAAAUUAUUUAAACUAAAACAUUAUCAAACAUAAUCUACUUUACUUUAUUUAUACUUUAUUAGGGUUUUCAUAUUUUAAUUUAUUUAAUUGCAUUUUAUCGAAAAUGUCACUGAAAUAAGUAAAACGUAAUGUAUUCAGAUAGUAUACUCUGAGGGUAACUCAGACAAAACUUUAAACAUGUUUAAUCGUAUUAAUUUUCUUGUCAAUUUAGUUACAUAAAAAAAUAAUGAAGUUUAAUAAAAACUUAAUUGUUAAAAGUUUUCAUUUAGCCGAAAAAUUUAUUUUGAAAUAAUCGAUAUAUCGAGAAUCCGAUAUUUUAAAAAAUAGCAAGCCCUAGUCUUUUGCGGUUUCCUUUUUGAUAACGCCGCUCGCCGCCUAACCCGUAACUAUUGUCGGCAAUGUCCAAAAAUAGGUACAGGUAAGAAAUGUAUCUUUCGAUCGUUUCUUAUAACGCAAGGUGAUUGGUUGGGUCUUAAUAAUUCGAUCAUUCGGGUCACGGGUCUUUCGUGUUUUGUGUAUCGUUACGACUCGACUUAAAGUAUGUAGUUACUUGAGUCUUAAACUGAACAUCCGUAGGACAUGAAUCGGAACCCUUUUUUUAUUCGUUACAAGUUAGCCAUCGACUACAAUUUCACCUGACGGUAGUGUAGUAAGUGAUUAUGCAAUCUGAAAUGGAAACGAACUAACUUAUUAGGGGGAGUAUUUGAAUCCACGGCUUGGCGGUACGUCUUUGUCGGUAGGGUAGUAACGAGCCACGAUCGAAGUCUCCCACCAGCCAGGCCUGGACCAAAACACCAAUCGGCCCAACCGAGGUUCGAACCCAGGACCUCCGUCUUGUGUUUGUCCGUCACCGCACACACCACUGCGCCAUGAAGGCCGUUAAAAUUCCGAACUGAUCGGAUUUUAGGUUGCUAUUCUGUAGAGUGAUGUUGUACGACUGACCCUCGUCGGUCGAUUCGAUCCAGAUAAUUGUUACAAGUCCAAUUCAGUGUGGUGAACAAAAAUCGUUCGCAGAUUAUUUGAGGCGCUGACGGCCGCGUCACUCGCUCACGCACAAGUACUGAUCGGGUAUCAGAGAUACGAUCAAUCGCGAUCGACACAGGUCUAGUACGGGUUAACACCCGUAAAUAAAAUAAAAUUUAAUUUAAAGAAAUAGGUUAAAGUGAAUGACCUCAAAGCUCAAAGGGACCGACGGGCUGCCGACGUGACUGCGGCGAGGAGGUAGGUAGAUGUUUGAAAAUACAGGAUGUGUUAAAAUAAUCGAUUUUUGAAAGUUUAUUACAAUUGUAACUCCUUGAAUUGUACUUUGUUUUUUUUUUUAAUAACACUGAUGGAUAAUAGACAUUGGGUACAUUAUGUGGGAUUUUGGUUUAAGACGAAUAACGUAGCGCGGUGUAUAAGUUUAAAAGAAAUAUAAUUACAAAUAUUUUUUAAAAGUAACGUAAUUUUUAGUGCCAAGUGGUAACAUUAUUUCGUUGAAAUAACCAUGUUAUAAGAUCACAAAACGAUGAAUAUAGCCUCUUUGUGUAUAUAGCUUGGCAACUUCGUUCGUAACACUCCCUAUGUUCCGCGCAGGCCGGGGGGCGUGUAGCGAUGAAUGAAAAACCCACGACUGAUGCACCUCACUUCCCCGCACGCACGAUUUCACACCCGCGCAGGCUUUCCCCCCGUCGCCCGCGUAUCAUGGGAGUGUCAUCAACGAACUUGCUAGACUAUAAUGAUGUUAUAUACGUUAUUUUGUUGAAAUAAAACAUGUUAGAUUAUCGCAAAAACGAUAAACUGUGCCUGUAACCAGAGAUACAUCACCUAUUACUGAUUUUUUUGUUGUGCAAAAAUAAUGCCCAACUGCCCAGAUUGGGCAAUAAGUUGUGCAACUUUGCCAAGUAAUUGUGCGCGGUCUCUAACGCCUUGUAUUGUAGCUCAUGUUUUAAUGAAUAUUAUUAACCAGACAUACUUUACCUUUUAAUGGAUUUUUUGUUGUGCAAAAUUAUGCCCAACUGCCCAGAUUGGGCAAUAAGUUGUGCAACUUUGCCAAGUAAUUGUGCGCGGUCUCUAACGCCUUGUAUUAUUUAAAAAAAUAUGUUUGUCAUUCAAUUUCGGCCGCUCAUCAAAAUGUACAAUAUAUUAUGAAAUAGUGUAUAGCAUAGAUAUAGGGAUAUUGACUAUUGUUUAUAGUAAAUUAAGUUAGUUAGUUUGUAAGCGUCGUAUCGAAACGUUGUAAAUAUCCUGACAUAUAAAUUAUUGUAUUUCAUAAUAAAAAUUUAACUGAUCUAUU